AUGCCCUUUGUGAUCCGGCCACCAUCCUUCUCUGCCGACUGUUCCGAUCUAAUCCCCAUCACAAACCCUGACGAUGACGAGAAGUCAAUGUUGCGCGACCUGUGGGGCUGGGGAUGGGAUGUCACACAAUGCGAACUCGACGAUGACGAAUACGUCGACGCGUUGCGAGAGUUGAGGUGGAGUUUGGAGAAGCACCGGCAGGGCGAUUUGGUGGGUGAGGAAGGUGGACGAACCUUGAAGCAGAUAUGGGCUAGGGAGGGGAAGAAGAGCGUGCGUGUGACUGGGGAGGGAGAUAUACAUGGUGUUGAGGAGGCGGAUAGGGAAGGGUGUAGUGGUGCCGGUGCCGGUGCCGGUGCUGAACUCGACAGAGAGGAGUAUGUAUACGAUGACGAGUGGGAGAACGAAUCCUUAUACGACGUCUCCCAGGAGAAACAAGCACCCAUACAAAACCAUCCGCCUACCAUCGACCCCGAAAUUGCCCGUCAACAAGACUUCUUCUCGCGUCUCCGCCACGGCGAACAGCUGGUACGAUCACACAUCCAAAAGACGCAACGACUCUCGCAGGAUCCCGGACGAGACUUAUACCAUCAGAACGAGAUUGAACAUCCGAUCCGCAUUUCAAACCCCCUAGCCAAAUACUACAAGUACCCAAGACCAAGUAUCAUCAAGACGAACAUCUCGCCCUCGAAACCCUCGCCCUACAUACCGCGCUAUGUAUACAAGUCCCGUGCGCCUCGCCCCAAGCCCAAACAUCCAUCCUCCCAACCAACAAUGUGCUGCUACACAUUCCGGCUCCACCGACCGCGCCCCCGAACAGCGUCGCAGAAGGCAGGCCGGAGAGUCUCCACCGCACAACCCCGCCCCGCAACCCAAAUACCCGCUCACUACUUCUCUCCUCCACAGUCCUCCGCGCCAUACACACGCCAGCAAAUUCCCCUUCUCCCCACCGCCCCAUACGAACUAGACAUCCAGUACACACUCCUCUUCCCAAACGAACAUCGCACCGUGCAGGAAUACUUGCGUUCGUACCGCCCCAUGGUGCGGGCCGAGCAUGCUACUGCCCCGCCAUUGGAGCGUGCGGGGCUUGGCGAGGAUCCGUAUGGGUGGCUUGCGUGGGAUGGGCAGAGGGAGAGGGAGAGGGAACGGGAGAGGGUUGUGGAGGAGAGGAUGAAUAGGGUGAGGGGGAAGAGUGGGAGGGUGCUUAGAAAGGAGAGAUAG
Dothidotthia symphoricarpi CBS 119687 is the source of this 1218-nucleotide messenger RNA. RefSeq lists its product as uncharacterized. The transcript has a single exon. The record is from RefSeq and is a predicted model, not a curated record. Bases 1 to 1218 code for a protein of 405 amino acids. NCBI's taxonomy places the organism in Eukaryota, Fungi, Ascomycota, Dothideomycetes, Pleosporales, Dothidotthiaceae.